This is a messenger RNA of Leptopilina boulardi, 3311 nucleotides long. RefSeq names its product prothymosin alpha. The record is from RefSeq and is a predicted model, not a curated record. The transcript has 3 exons. NCBI's taxonomy places the organism in Eukaryota, Metazoa, Arthropoda, Insecta, Hymenoptera, Figitidae. The coding region runs from base 16 to 453 and encodes 145 amino acids.
CUUGUACCCCGCUAUAUGCCUGACGACGCCGCCGCCGCGCGAGGACAUCAGAGACCAGAGUUUAUCUUUUCCCUUCGUGCAAGUAACACGAGAAAUCAAACUACAAUGAGUACCAAGGAAAACAACGAGGUCGUCGUCGAAAAGGCCAACACAGACGCGAAGGUGAAUGCAGAUGCAAAAUGUGAAAUCAAAGGCAUCAAGAGGUCAGCUGAGGAGAAAAAUGAAGAGCCUAAGAAACAAAAGAAGGAAGAAAAUGGCGAUGGUGAAGUUGAAGAUGAAGAAGGUGAUGAGGAAGUAGAUGGAGAGGAAGAAGAAGUAGACGGCGAAGGUGAAGAUGAUGAAGAGGACGAGGAAGUUGAGGGUGAAGAAGAUGUAGAUGAAGGAGAUGAAGACGAAGAAGACGAUGCGGAGGCAGAUGCAGAAGGUAUAGACGAUGAUGACGAUGACGCAUAAUGAAAGAAGGGUGAUCAGCAUGUAAGUAAAAAGGGAGAAAGGCAGUUGGUGUUUUCACCAUAGAUCGUCAGCAGACUUUUCAGCAAACACUUGCUCUCAUAUUGAGUGGUUUAGUAGCAAUGUUGGCGGUCAUCAUGCCCAUUUAAAGACUGUCAUAUCCUCCCAAUCUGCAACUUGAAGUUGUGUGUCAUCUUGCCAGAAUUGCAUUGAGCCGACGUUUUUGUUAUGUGCAAUCACAAACUUACAUCCUUGGUUCCUUGCAAUUCUGGCCUUUUACCUAGCCUUCACCAAAUACUAUUAGGUUGUUUUAUGGAAAACUAUAAAUUCGUUUUGAGAAAGCAAACUCCUGGGAAGCACCCUCAAUCGCAACAACUGAAAAGAGUCAAGUGAGCCCUCAAAGAGAGAUAAAAAAAAAAAAAGAAAAGCGGCGAAUCUAUUGUUCUGUCCAAACUACCUAUUAACUGGUAUUUGCCGUCAUCUGGCUUUCUUCGCGGGACAGUUUUAUAAUGAAAACUUAUUUAAGAUGAAAAAGCUCUAUUGUAUUUAAAUAGUGUAAAAUGAACAUUUGUGGGUGAUGAUUUUUUUUACAUUUAAAAUCAAAUUUACGUUUGUAGUUCGGUGAAUGUCUCUCACCUAAUGCGCGUGACUGAGUUUUUUUUCCGACCAAUACGAUGUGUAAUGCAAGUGUCACAUAACAAAUGCGGAAGCGAGGAAUUGACCAACAAAGUUAAUUAACUUGUAAUAUUAAAUGUUAUUAAUAUUAAAUUAAUUAUUAUUAAAUAAAGAAAAGUAAUUAAGAUAUCUUGAUUGAAAUUGAAAUAUUCCUCGCUCCCGGGCGCUACAAAGGUAUAAAAACACGAAAAUAUCUUAUGCAAUGUUCGCGCCAAAUUUGUGUGGAUGAGAAUUGUGUGACUUUAACAUUGCAUAAUAAUUAUACAUAGCAUGUAUAAAGUUAUGAACUAAGGAACAUUUUAUUAUUAACGAUACUAUGUAACGUAAUAUAAUGUGGAAAGGUUGUUACUCUUCUACUACUACUACAGUUGGGCAUAAACACAUAGGGAGAGUUCUCAGAUAAUGCAUUCUUAGGGUUUGUUUUGCCAGAAAGUACUUUAUUCAUUUCUUCAAUGCAUUAUUUUAUUUUACUUCUUUCUGCAUUUUUCCUUAGUUGGACAAAAAUUGUACAUUUUUCAAUUAAUCGUCGAAAUUUAUAGACGAACAAGAUCAAAUUAUAUAUUGUCGACAAAUGAUUAAUAUUAAUAUUACAGGUGUAAUACAGGAUCUCCCUAUUCGAUAUGCAGUUAUCGACAUUUGAUUUUUUAAUUUUUGACUUGCUCCUAGACCUCGCACGAAGCAACGAUACCUCUAGAAUUUUUGUCUCUCCAAAUGGCAUUUCACUACAAAUUAUAAUAAUUGUUAGCAAAUGAAAAAGUUGAACUAAUUUUGACACAAAUAUUAAUAUGUAUUUAGACAAAUGCACUAAUUACCGGACAGCCGACGCGACGGGAGGUCGUUGCGACUGAGAGGUCAGUCUUAACAAUAUUCCAGGGGACUUGUGGGCAAAAAUAAAACAAAGAAAAAUGGGUGAUGAGACAUUGCGGUUACGAUACCAUUGUACCAUAGCUGCGUUAUAAUGAAAUAAAAAUAACGAUUUUUCAAGAAUGAACGAGACGAUGUCCCACGUUUUAAUGUACAAAUAUUUUCGAAGGAGAUAGUUAAAUAAAAAAAGAAAAAAAAGAAAAAAACUCAGAUGGAUCGGAGAUAAUGAUUCGUUUCUCGCAAACAGUGAUGGGUUUUCAACGUUUUAAUAGAAUUUUUCAGCUCUUUUUUUGUAAAUUCAUUACAAUACAAACAAUCUACUUUGUAUUAUCGCCGAGUGGAGGAUAAUACAAACCGAAAAACCUAAUCUUCAUGCGUAUCAAAUUCAGAGAUGUUGGAAAAUUCUUAGAAAGUUAUUGAAAUGCUGCUUUUCAAUCAGUGAAAUAUUCUUUCUGAAACAAUUUUCCUCUAAAAUCGAUUACCUACUAUAGAAAAGAAAAGAAAAGAAAAGAAUUAAUUUUCGAAAUUCUUCGCGCAUGCAUAAUGCAUCGCUAUCAAUUACUAUGCAUUGUGCAUGUGCGAUAUAUCUUUUUAUUUAUUUUUUUUUUAACAAUUCCAUAUACAUAUAUUUUUAUUCUCGGACAAUAAAUUGAAAUUCAAUUUAUUUAUUUAUUAUGAAAUUUAGCUAAAUUUUUAGCAGAUUUUGUUUUUAUUAGUACAUAUGUAAUUAAUAUUUUUCGAAGAAGGAAUAAAGUUUUGAAUGAUAUUUUCAAAGAAAUUUAUCUAGAAAAAAAGCGUCAAGAAUUAAAUCAUCUCGAUAUUUAUAUAAACAUCUGAUACAUUGGUGUGCGUCAAUUUGAAGAUAGUAAUGAUGAGAAAUAUUACCUUAAAGUACUUUAGACACAUAUAUUAUGCGUUUCAUUUUAUUAUUCUUACAAUGACAGAGAGAGACCCCAUUUGUAUAACUCCUCGUUUUUGAUUAUACCUUCUUUAAUAAGUUUUUUUUAUUGAAAAGGACAUCAAAAGUGAGGCAUAUUCAACCAGAUACAUACUCGUUUAUUUUAUUAUUGUCAAAAGUUACAAAAAUUAAGUAAGAAAAAGUAUACAUUGAUUAUUUAUUGUACGACUUAUCGUUGAACGUGAAUUCUUAGAAUAAGAAUUUAAUUUGUGUGUUUAAUGAGGUCUUAUUAAAAACAUUAUUUGUACUAUAUAAUUGUACCCUUUUCGACGAGAAAGCAAUGUAAUCGAUCCAUUCAUUCUGCCCAUUCCAUCGAAUCUGAAUCUUUCAUUGUAUUUUUAAGUAAAUACAUUUUGAAAAACAA